GUUUCAUCUUCAGUAGAGCUCGAGCUCAGUGACUGAUACUUACGGACUCUAACACGAUGGAUUACAAACUCCUAAUCAAUUAGUUACCAAUAACACUUUUCAGCAUCAUAUUUUGAUGAACUACUUAUUAACACAUGACAUAUUAACAAUUUUUGUACAUUGUUAUAAGCGCAAUGAUUGGUGCUUUUAACAUUUACAACAAAAUAUAGACUCGCAGUUUAACGUACUUCUGUUGCUGAAAUCUCUUCAAAACAAUGGACUUAAUAUACUGGCAAGUCUUACUUAUAACGACUCCCCUGAGCGUUUUCCAGGUUCGUGGUAACACGGUAUCGCCAUCCAACCAUCCAGGCCUGGAGGUGUUGGCGACAGCUUCACACUAUUGGCCAUUGGAUUCAGUAGAGGGGAUCCAUGGUCUUUCGGAUCAUAUUGGGAACAGAACAGGUCUUGUUAAUGGGACUAACAUAACUGUCAGAAUCCACAACUACACUGUCCUGACUACCCAUAAUUCCUCUUCUGUGUAUACCAAUGACUCCGCCUACACUAACAUUUCCGCCACAGUAGAUAUCGUAGAAGGAAUCGUGAAUAGGGGAAUUUAUCUAAACGGUGACAAGGGGGCCACUUUUCUUCACUUUGGCAACUAUAAAGACUCGUGCAUCAGUGAUCCUUCUCUGUGUGGACCUGAAGGCAUCACUUUCUCUUUCUUCUGGAAAAACGACGAUGUGGUUUCUCGCUUCGCCAUUGCGUCCGGUGGUAAAGUUGUGUCGAGCGGUUUCUCCGUCUACUCCAACCCUUACAGGGGAUACGUGGAGUUUUACACAAGAGGAGACUCGAAGACCUGGAAAGCCAAUAUUAAACUCCCAGGGCCCUACUGGACACACGUGCUCUUCACAUGGACCCAAAAUGACGGGUUGAAGGUGUACAUUAAUGGGACCUUCAGCACAGAAGAUACCAAAGGAAAUACGUCCUUUAACUACGGCGACCAGUAUGCUGACCUUGUGAUUGGCACAGAAAAUACGGGAAAGUACGGACACUACGCCACAGGUGCUUUCGAUGAAUUUGUGAUUUGGGAGAGGGCACUGUCCCCACAGGAUAUCUUACUUUACUACAAAGCAGCCAUUGGUGAUAAAGCGGUUCCCUUACCGACCGAAGCCUCCAUCCAUGUCAGCAGGGAAACAUAUACGAUGACAACGACUGAAAGGUCUCACACCGUCUACUCAGACCUGACAUAUAAAGUUCACAACCUCAUAUGGUCUGAUCCAUUUGAUGUUCUGCAGUCUCUACCAAACAACAGCAUACCUGAAGAAACAGCCAACAAUCUAACACAAUCUUUACUAAACAGCGUGGAUGAGGUGAUAACCUCCUCGGACUGGAAAGAAAAUGAUGAGUGGAGUCCAGUGGUCAGCGGGCUGGUGGAGACAGUGGAUAAGGUGAUGGGAAACAUGGUGUCCAGACUUAAGUCCAGCGCAGACUCGACAGCCCCUCUGUCCAUUGGUGGCCGGAGCUCUGUGGCAGAUUAUUCCCUGAUGAAAAUCCCUCAGAACUACAACAUGCCCAACUACCGGUUCCCCCCACAAGGGAAGAGUUACAUCUCAGUUCCAGGCAAAUCCCUCUCAAUGCAAUCUCAGACCACAAUUGUGGGCCUUUUCUACCACAAGAUGCACAACUAUUACAAUAAAAUCAGCCCUCUUCAAACAAGCAUUAAUGAAGCAGUGGAUUUUAAAGAUCAUAAGAUUCAGAUGGCCAGUCAUCUUAUCUCUCUGAAGGUGGAGCCGUCUCCAGCCCUGUCACUCAACCUGUCCACCGAGCCUCUCAUCAGGAUCGUCCUAACGCACCAGCUGAGUAAAGAGCAACAGCUUCAGGCCUUAAACCAAAGCAACAAAGUGUUCCUCUACUGCGCCUUUCUAGACUACAGCUCAAAAGAGGGUGUGUGGUCCAAUGAGGGAUGUGUGAGAGCUGAUGGAAACCUGUCCUUCUCCGUCUGCUUGUGUAACCAUCUGACCAACUUCGCCAUACUAAUGCAAGUGGUUCCCAUGGAGCUCUCGAAGGCCCAUCAGGUGGCGCUGUCAACCAUUAGCUACAUCGGCUGCUCUAUCUCUAUCUUCUGCUUGGCGAUAACACUGGUCACCUUUGCCGUGCUGUCGUCUGUAAGCACCAUUCGUAACCAGCGGUACCACAUUCACGCCAACCUGGCGUUUGCCAUCCUAGUCGCUCAGAUUCUGCUGCUCAUCAGUUUCCGCUUCAGUCCAGGAAUGCUUCCAUGUAAGAUCAUGGCUGUGCUGCUGCAUUUUUUCUUCCUGUGUGCGUUCGCCUGGAUGCUAGUGGAAGGACUGCAUCUCUACAGCAUGGUGAUCAAGGUGUUCGGCUCUGAGGGCAGCAAGCACUUUUAUUACUAUGCUAUUGGAUGGGGAUCCCCUUUGGUCAUAUGUGUGGUAUCUAUGACAUCAUCACUAAGCAGCUACGGCGAGAUUGGCAAUUGCUGGCUUUCUCUUAAGAAUGGGGCAAUUUGGGCUUUUGUAGCCCCUGCGUUGUUUGUUAUAAUGGUCAACAUUGGCAUCCUGAUAGCAGUGACACGGAUCAUAUCGAGGAUCAGUGCCGAGAACUAUAAGGUUCAUGGAGAUGCCAACUCUGUGAAGCUUACGACCAAAGCCGUCGCUGUACUCCUUCCCAUCUUGGGCAUAUCGUGGAUCUUUGGUGUUCUGGCGGUGAACGACCACUCCUUGCUCUUCCAGUACAUGUUUGCGGUCUUCAACUCGCUACAGGGCUUCUUCAUAUUCCUGUUUCACUGUCUGUUGAACUCUGAGGUGAGAGCUGCUUUCAAACACAAAACCAAAGUGUGGACUUUGACCAGCAGCUCUAUCCGCAACAUCAACGUCAAACCAUUUAACUCAGAUAUUAUGAAUGGCAACAAAGGAGGUGUGACACCCACAAAGAUGAACACAUGGGACAAAAGCACCAACUCAGCCAACCGCAUAGAUUUGUCAGCCGUAUAAGAAUGACAGGUCUUCAUUUCGACUGAUCCAAAGACAGCAAAGGACAACAGAAUAUAAAAGUGUUUCCUGUAACAAACGCUGUUAUUAUGACCCUAUAAUAAGAACAAUCACAUUCUAAAAGGACCUUUAGAAGAAUAAAGGCCAAAACGCAGCUUUCGGUAGAAAUAAACUUGCGACACAAAGUUAUCAAAUGCAAUUUUCUCUUGCUAAUCACUUUUUUUUAAAGUGGGAUGGAUGGAUGAAGACACAAGGCCCGCUGUUGGCCUGUCGAGGAACCAGUAAUAGUUUGUGAACACUAUAAUGUACUAACUCUCAAGGAACCGAGAGUCUCGUAGGACAACCGAAGUGUUACCUUCUGAUUAUUUACACCAUGUACCAAACACGUGGACUACUGUUUGGUCUAGUGUUCAGCAAGUACUGGUCUGAAGGUGAAAAGAAGAAAGAUUGAAGCAGCGCUACACAACACUUUUCCAGUCUGUGACGAUUCCUUUGUAUCUGCUACUAUUUUGCUUUUGAUUAUUAUUAUUAUUUUUAAGUAAUAUUCUGUUACCGUGUUAAAUACAUCUGAGUAUGUUAUUUUGCAGAUUGAAGGACUGGGUAAAUGAAUUCUCUGCUAUUCCUUUUCAUUAUAGUCAAGAUUAUAUAUUUCAUCUAAUUUUGUAAAUAACUCUUGUUCAUGUAUCAUUUCAUAGAGGUGUCCUGCACACUUUUGUGAUGAGUUAAAUACCCGUAAGCCAGUUUAUCACAUCCACACUGUAACCGCGUAUGUGAAUGUGCUGUCACAGUCCUAUUUAUUGGUACCAGAGUUGUGCUAUCAUGCAACCAUAUGUAUUUUAAAUUAUUAUUGUUGUGAUCAUGUUCCAAAAACACUUUGAUACUGCGGGAUAGACAUUCUUAUGCUUUAUAACAAUAUUAAAAUCUCUAGGGAUGCACUGAUAUAUUGGCCUAUAAUCGGUAUCGGCAAUUGGACAUUGCAGAUUGUUUCAAAACAACCGAUGAUGCAGAUCAAAAGGAGCUGAAAACGGAUCAGAACUCAUGGUCACAAUGACAAGAAAAUUGCAGUUUGUAUGCUCUGCACUUCUAGGAUUUCAUGACAUAUUAAUUUGAAACGAGGAGUAAAAAGCAAGAUUAUUAAAUGUCAUUCUAAGUAAUCGAAUAACUGUAUCAGCACAAAAAUUUAGUUUUGGUGCAUCCCUAACAGUGGCGGCUCGUGACUGCUCAUCCGAGGGGAGCAAAUUCAAAAUAUGUGUUCGGAGUGUCAUGUGCGUUGCUCGUGUUUUCAAAAUAUGUGUUUGUUGCAUCAUGUGAACCGUAUGCAUCAGGUGUUUUGUCAAAAUAAGUGCCUGCUGCAUACGCGUCAAAACAUUUAUGAUAAAAGAAAUGCUCACGUUCACAAAAUACACGCAAGACACUCCCUUAACACUAAACUCUGAUUAUGUGAGUAUCUGGCAAAUGCAAGCUUCUCAUUUAUCAUAAACCCUUUAGACGCGUCGGCAGCAGGCACUUAUUUUGACAAGACAUGUGAUGCGCAUAGGAUCACCAACAUUUUGAACCACACACAUUACGGGCUACAUACAUGUUGUGACGAACUUCACAUCGAUCUCUUUAUUAUUUGGACUUUAUGGCUAAAUCAGCUAUUGUUUUGUAGCUUAGGAUCAGGCCUAGCCCAGACAGCAGAUGACUUCUGGCCGGAUCAGCUCCAGAGCUGCCACCUUUGGAACCAGUCUGGCCCAGAGUCGUUUGCUGUGUGAGUGUUAAGUUUAGGGGAAAUUCUCCCUGUUUGUGUCAAUUUGAUUUAGUGUGGACUUAAAAGUACUGCACACUAAUUGGUAGCUGGAAGCAUCAAUAAGUUAGUAAAAAAAUUGAACGGACAAACUCAUAGGAGGGAGGGAUAUGUGGAACUUUGACAAUGACCAGCGUUCCAAUUCUAUGGGCGUUUUUAGUUCCUGUUAGGUACUUUAGUUUAUCACCAGCAGUUCAAGCCAUCACCAAAAGACAAAAAAUAAAGGACUGGGUUGAACAUUUCACCUAAAUGCAGUUUGUAGUUGAAUUGUUAUUUAAUUCCUUGUUUGUGCAUCAUCUCUUUAUCAGGUGAUUUUAUGUGCGUUUAACCCAUUUAUGUACUAUGUUUAUUUGCAGUGCUAAUGUUGUUUUACACUCACUUUAAUUGUUUGGGAUUGUAUUGUUUUUACAUUUUCACAUUUAAAUGUAGUCGUAUCAGCGUAAGCAUUGCACACACACACACACACACACACACACAAAUGUGCUUAGCAGUGUUUUCCGAUGCAUAAAAAAUAAGUGCCUUAGAUUUACAAAUCCCGGUGAAAAGUGUUGUUUUUCAUUCAUAAAAUGUGAGAAGACUUUCUGUGAAGUUCCUGUUCUUUUGCGUUCCGUUGAAUUUAUUCUGCUUUAUUUUAACACUCAACUUAGUUCUGUUUUAAAACUAUAAGAUUAUUAGAAAUAAAACUUUAUUUAAGUCUAUAAAACUGUACUGUGAUAUGAUAUAUGUGAGCUGUACAUAUUUGAAAGUCUUAUAUUGCUACAUAUAAGUCAUCGAGUUCUGGCCAUGAUUCUGUCACUUUCAUCAUUUUACUGAUAUUUAUAACAAAACAUCCCAAAACCAUAGCAUGCAAUGGUGUGUGAUUAUUCACAAUGAGGAAAGUGACAUAACCUGUGUGUUGUUGUUUUAUGUUAUGAUAUGAACCACUGUGAAUCCUUCGGUGGGAUUUGGUGUGACAAAGGAUUUCCAAUGAUAGUGGAAUGCUGAUUAAAAUGACUUGUAUUGCGAUUUACGAUUAUGUCUUCCUAUGUAAAAUGGAAAUGGAUGUUUUCUAUAUGACACUUUCAUUGUCUUUGCAUAUUAUAAUCAAAAGUCUUUGUUAAUAUUGCACCCAUGUGUUUGAAU
This is a messenger RNA of Paramisgurnus dabryanus, 5895 nucleotides long. RefSeq names its product adhesion G protein-coupled receptor D1 (gene adgrd1). Gene Ontology annotation, biological process: cell surface receptor signaling pathway; adenylate cyclase-activating G protein-coupled receptor signaling pathway. The record is from RefSeq and is a predicted model, not a curated record. Lineage: Eukaryota; Metazoa; Chordata; Actinopteri; Cypriniformes; Cobitidae. Gene Ontology annotation, molecular function: G protein-coupled receptor activity. Gene Ontology annotation, cellular component: plasma membrane.